UAUCCCUCUCCACCUCCCUCUCCCCCUCCCCCUUCCUCCCCUCCCGGCGAUUGAGAAAGGAGCUAGUAGAAUGCUGCUGAGCUCCCCCUUGGUGUCCCCGGCGCUGCGGGUCUCACCGCAGCUGCAGCAGCCGGGGAAUGGCUGUCGCCUCCGGAUCGAGGCGGCGAAGCAGCUGACGGGGCGGGUGGUGACGACCAAGGCGGACAAGACGGUGGGCGUGGAGGUGGUGCGCCUGGCGCCGCACCCCAAGUACAAGCGCCGGGAGCGCAUCAAGAAGAAGUACCAGGCGCACGACCCCGACAACCAGUUCAAGGUCGGCGACGUCGUCGAGCUCCGCAGCUCCCGCCCCAUCUCCAAGACCAAGCACUUCAUCGCCGUCCCGCUACCGCCCCGCGACACCCGCCGCAAGUCGCAGCUCCUCCCGCCGCUCCAGGCGCAGCAGGCCGACGGCGACGACGACCAGCAGCAGCCGCAACCGCCCUCCACGGGCCUUUAAUGUACCCAUUCCAUUCCCUGUAUGUUUAUUUCCUCCUGUGAUGCCCUGCCUGCGGAACCAACCACCCUAGAAGUUGUGUAAUUUGGCUGCGGAACUUAUUGUUAUUAUUA
This is a messenger RNA of Panicum hallii, 606 nucleotides long. Its product is annotated as 30S ribosomal protein S17, chloroplastic. Gene Ontology annotation, cellular component: ribosome. Gene Ontology annotation, molecular function: structural constituent of ribosome. Bases 71 to 496 code for a protein of 141 amino acids. The record is from RefSeq and is a predicted model, not a curated record. The transcript has a single exon. NCBI's taxonomy places the organism in Eukaryota, Viridiplantae, Streptophyta, Magnoliopsida, Poales, Poaceae. Gene Ontology annotation, biological process: translation.